GAGCCCAGCAGCUGGUCCGAGCACCAUGUCUGCCUACAGCACCGAGGUCCAGCUGGCCACCAGCCUGCUGUGCAGCAGCAGCGGAGCCAUGCAGAUGCUGCAGCUGCACCGGAAGCUGCUGCAGCGCUGCAGCAUCACCGAGGAAGAGUUCUGCUUCAUCAUCAGCCGGUGCUCCCGCUUCCUGCUGGUAGGGGAGCGGCUGGAGGACCGCGCGGUGGUCGCCAGGACGUCCCUGCGGCUGUGCAGCGGCUACGGCGGGGGGAAGUGCGGCGGGGGGGGCUGCCAGCAGCUGCACCUCUGCAAGUUCUUCGUCUACGGGAACUGCAGGUUCGCCAAGGGCAGGAAGUCGUGUAAAUUCUCCCACGACAUUUACUCUGAUCACAACUACGGAUUACUGAGAGAGUGCACGCUGCACGAGCUCAACGAAGACCAGCUGUUCCUGCUGCUGCUGCAGAACGACCCCGCUCUCCUGCCAGAGGUAACACAACUGACACACACCUGGACCGCCUGA
Molecule: messenger RNA, 511 nt
Organism: Micropterus dolomieu (smallmouth bass)
Lineage: Eukaryota; Metazoa; Chordata; Actinopteri; Centrarchiformes; Centrarchidae
Product: protein mono-ADP-ribosyltransferase PARP12-like
Exons: 2
Coding region: 26-511 (161 amino acids)
Molecular function (GO): metal ion binding
Source: RefSeq, a predicted model, not a curated record